This is a messenger RNA of Boleophthalmus pectinirostris (great blue-spotted mudskipper), 1451 nucleotides long. It is a transcript of the gene cyc1, whose product is annotated as cytochrome c1, heme protein, mitochondrial. Gene Ontology annotation, biological process: mitochondrial electron transport, ubiquinol to cytochrome c. The transcript is spliced from 7 exons. Gene Ontology annotation, molecular function: electron transfer activity; heme binding. The coding region runs from base 49 to 972 and encodes 307 amino acids. NCBI's taxonomy places the organism in Eukaryota, Metazoa, Chordata, Actinopteri, Gobiiformes, Gobiidae. The record is from RefSeq and is a predicted model, not a curated record.
GUGCGCGUGGCUUCACUGUCGCCGCUGCUCAGAUUCCCCGCAGAGAAAAUGGCGGCGCUACGAGCUACGGUGCUCUCGGGCAGUGGGAGAGCGCUCCUGAGCACCCCGAAGACCAUCAAGACUCCCACGGCAAAAAUGUCCUUCUCGGCUCUCCCACGGGGCAGGAAGGUGGCCCUGACCACGAUCGGGGUGCUCACAGCAGGAGGAGCAGGGCUGGCUCUGGCUCUCCAUCAAUCGGUUAAAGCCUCCGAUCUGGAGCUGCAUCCGCCCCAUUAUCCAUGGAGCCACGCGGGGCCCCUGUCCGCGCUCGACCACGCCAGCGUGCGCCGCGGGUACCAGGUGUACAAACAGGUGUGCUCGGCCUGCCACAGUAUGGAGUAUCUGGCCUUUAGAAACCUGGUGGGAGUGUCGCACACGGAGGCCGAGGUCAAGGCCAUCGCUGAAGAGGCCGAGGUGGUGGAUGGACCUGAUGAGAACGGCGAGAUGUUCACUCGUCCUGGAAAACUGUCGGAUUAUUUCCCCAAACCGUAUCCAAACGCUGAAGCCGCACGAGUGGCCAACAACGGAGCGCUGCCCCCGGACCUCAGCUACAUCGUCAACGCCAGGCACGGAGGAGAGGAUUACGUGUUUAGCCUGUUGACUGGUUACUGUGAGCCGCCAGCAGGGGUCAGUGUGAGGGAGGGACUCUAUUAUAACCCCUAUUUCCCAGGACAGGCUAUUGGCAUGGCCCCGCCCAUCUACAACGAGAUCCUGGAGUACGAUGAUGGAACUCCGGCCACCAUGAGUCAGGUGGCUAAAGAUGUGUGCACGUUCCUGAGGUGGGCCGCUGAGCCAGAGCACGACCAGCGCAAACGCAUGGGACUCAAGCUUCUCAUGGGCGCAGCUAUCCUCACUCCUCUCCUUUACUACAUGAAGAGGCACAGGUGGUCCGUACUCAAGAGCAGGAAGAUCGCCUACAGACCUCCAAAAUAAAACCACUCAACUCCCAGACCUUCAAAAUAAGUCGUCACAACACAACUACCAAAAAAAAACUACGAACAACUUAAACCUGUAAACCACAAUGUGACCAAACACCCCACAACAUCACAACACUGACACGAAUCUCCCUUUUAGUAUUUUCAAAACGUGUUAUAAAUAUUUCAUCUUCCUUUAUAUGCCUUUAUUUUGAUGUUGUGGGGUUUUUGUGUGCAUUGUCUUAAAAGUGCUGGUUUUCCACAGUGGACUAGAAUUAUAUUAAAUCUAUUUACAACUACGGUUUUGCGUUUUAAGUCGACCUUUAUCAGGACCCAAGAAUAUUUUUAGUGUAAGAAUGAGAAAAUUGUAAAGAGCAGAGUGGUCAUCGUUUGAGCAAAUGUACGAGAGCUUCUAUUUGAUUCUGCUAAAUGUGUUUCAGUCCUCCCACCUACGCUGUGUCAUGUAAAUAUUUAAUAAAGAUAAAAAAUAAAACACAA